Helianthus annuus (common sunflower) is the source of this 1021-nucleotide messenger RNA. RefSeq lists its product as uncharacterized. The transcript has 4 exons. The record is from RefSeq and is a predicted model, not a curated record. Bases 203 to 742 code for a protein of 179 amino acids. NCBI's taxonomy places the organism in Eukaryota, Viridiplantae, Streptophyta, Magnoliopsida, Asterales, Asteraceae.
CCCAGCCCUAUUCUAGAGCUUGUUUUCAUAAAUAAACCAAGAAUAUUGAAAAACCAAAUAAACCGCCCGAGUAAUCAACUUUUCUAACCCUUGUGGUUUGCAAUUUCCAAGAGGGAGAACUGGUUCAUUCAUCUGUUCAGCUGAUCAAGAAUCCAGCAUAAACACCUCAAUUCCAUCCUUAUCUUUCCAAAUCUGGGUUUAGAUGGAAUCAUCAUCUUCAGUGAUAACACCGGAAGAUGUACUGGAGUCGUUGAUGAACGAUGGCACAAUUGACACCUUGAGAUUGAAAAUCAUCAAUCAGCUCAAAGCCAAUGAAGAUUUAAAGAGUACGACUAUAAAAAUGGUAGAGCAGAGUAAGGUUCUCAACACACCAGGAGCAGAAAAACAAACUAAAAGGGAACUUUUUGAUGCUCUUCGGCAAGAACUCGAAACCCCUGUGCUUGAAAAGGCGUCUAAAUCCGUUUGGGAGUUGAUUUUAGACGGUAAUGGAUUAGGUAGAGAAAUAAACGAAACCGUUGAAAAGGUGUUUUGUAGGCUAAGCGGUAGAGAACCGCCAUUGUUUGCUCCCAAUGGCGAGCUACAAUCUGAGAAAGGUAAAGAGAAAAAGGCUGAAAAAGGCAAAGGAAAAGAGAAGGAAAAAGAAUAUCAAAAUGAAAACGACAAUGUUGACCCUACACCAAAGAAAAGAAAGUUGGAUGAGAAAACGAAGGCGAAAGAUUCUGCAGAAGAAGUUGCAAACUGAUCUACAAAUGUUCUUUCUGUUAUCAAAUCUACACGGUUUUACAAUGGCUGCAGACAAAUCUGGUGGUGACCUUUUGUGACGCUUAAAUGGCUGAAGUUCUACUUGCUGCAUUUCGGUUUGUAUUCUUGAGUUGAUUUGAGGUGUAGUAAAUUGACUUUGGCUUCUGUUUCUUGUUUUUGGUGUAGAACCAUUUUGUGGUUUUGACCAAACAAAGUCAAACCUAGAUAGUGUAAUUCUUAUGAAGAUUAUUUAUACAAAUAGAACUGAUUUGAAGAUUGA